ACGCGCCUUCAGUAUACUACACUCAUACACUAUAAUAAUAAGAAAUGAUUAUCGUACUAACUUCCACGUAAACCAAACAAUUCUCACACUCCAGUCUCUCCAGUCGGUACAUUGUUUGCUGGUCUUCGUCAUUUAGCACAUUAUACCCAAACCCAAACCCAAACCCAAACCCUUCUUCAUUUUCUCUCUCCUCCACUUUCUCUAAAAAAAAAAUUUAACUACACUAUUCAACUCUUCUUCUUCUGUAGUUAAAUUCAAAAUCUCAAAAUACAAAAUUCACCAAAAAAAAAAAACCCAGAAAAUCAUCUCCCACAAGAUCUGUGCCUCCUAAUAUUCUCUCUUAAACUUUUUGUUUUUCUGUCUAAUUUCACCGGAUUUUCCCAGUUUUUUUUUGGUGGUGUUGAUAUCUGAACUUCUUCGAAUCGUUGAAAAAUGGAUUAUGUCACAUUUCGAAUUUUGCCAGAAAACAGGUAUGGUGCAUGUAUAUGUAGCAAAGAGGAAGAGGAAAUGGUUGCAGACGGUCCUCUUGAUCAACUCUUGGAACAUCUACCCAGCAUAAAGGAUCAAAUUGUGAAAGGAUCUUGUGAUAACUUCAUACUAGUGUUACCAAAUUCCGUUGGUGACAGGGGGUGGUUCACAAAAGCCACUUUAGCCAGGUUUCUUCAAAUAAUUAAUUCACCUGAUGCCCUUAAGAAAUCAAUCACUAUCUGUAAUGAGUUGUCCCAGUUGGAGGAAACGAGGAAGUUUCAUCUUUCGUUAUAUACCCAGGCUGAUCGGGUUACAUCAUCAGAUAACUCAAAGAAUGAAUUACUUCGGGCAAUGGACUCCAGAAUUGCAGCUUUGACAGAAGAAUUGGUUUCAACUUUUAACGUAGCAGCUGGAGCUGCAUUAUCCUAUCAAGAAAUGAAUUGUCUCCAAGAAUUUUGUCAACACUUUGGUGAUGUAGAUGUCAGAACUCUGUUGUUAAAAUUGUCAGAGAGAAGCCAAAAAGGUCAGACUAAUGUCCCUGUGAACAAUAAGAAGUCUCCUGUCCCAACGAUAUCAAAGAGUGACUAUGAAAACAAGAUUAAUGCAUUUAUCCAAACAGCGGGACAAACAAAUUCGUUGAAACCUGUACAGUACAAUGCAUCACCAGCAAAAGCUGCUGAACUUGAGAGGCAAAGUUCAACAGGGAGUGAUAACUCGUCUUUCUCAAGUGAGGAUGAUCGGCCUUCUGCUACUGAAAGAAGUCGAACUCUUGUAAGAUCUGCAUCUCCACGAAGAUCAGCAUCUCCGAUGCGAAAGGUCCAAAUAGGUAGAUCAGGAUCUCGUCGGACUCCUGCCCUAACUAUUAAGAGCCUUACACACUUUCCUGCCAGAGAUAAAACCUCAUCUUACAGGGACACAUGUGAAGAGUCUGAUGAACCAACUAAAAAGACUGAGAUCAAUGUGACUAGGAUGAGUGUUCAAGAUGCUAUCAGUUUAUUUGAAAGAAAACAGAGAGAUCAAACAGAUGAGGGUCAGAAAAAAACAGCAACUGAUAACUCUACAAACCCAAACAAGGCGGUGUUGAGGAGAUGGAGUUCUGGGAUGAGUGAGUCUCAAAAGUCCAUGACUCAGGACACAAUGGAGCAUACAGCUUCAGAGAAUAAUGCUGAAUAUGAGGACGUUCAAAGAAGUGCAGAAGUGAAAUUGGAUGCAGUUCCUGAUACUGAGGAUCAGGAUAUGGAGGAGAAUAUGAGAUCAGAGGGGGGCAAAACUAUUGCUCUGAAUCCAAGUGAAGAUGAAGGCCUAGUGUGUCAGACAGAGGAGACUUUUGAAAAAGUAGAUUCAGCUGAAUGGAAUAGGCAAAAAGAGGAGGAAUUGAACAAGAUGCUGAUGAAAUUUGCAGAGUAUAACAUGAGCAACCAUAAAAUAACAGAGCCAGAUAAUAAAAAGAAUCGUGUAUCUCGCUUGGGGCAAAGCGGUGGAGUUAACAGUCAUCACAAAGAGAAGAAAGACGAAAAAAUGUCUAGGGAGAAGUCUGGAAAGAGGGUAGAGAAGCAGGCUGGCAUUAGACCUAAGCAAAGAGUUCCAGAGAAGCCUAAGCCAGAAAAAUCCACUGCUAAGGCUAGUGAUAUAGUAAAGAAACUCCCUGCAAGCAGAACUCUGAAUGCUAACAAAAAUUCGCCUGUUUCUUUGAAUUCCAAAAAGGAAUCUUUAAAACCAGCUGUGCCAAAGAAGCUUGCAUCUAGGUCAUCUUCCUUGCCUGCCACUAGGAAAUCAUGGCCAUCAACGCCUUCACCAAGAAUGACUGAAACAUUACCAACUAAAAGUCCGACAAUAACAUCUUCAGUUACUUCAGUACCUCGUCAAAAAUCCCAAUCUCUAGCACCUCGUCAGAAAUCCCAAUCUCCUGGUCCAGUAUCGCGUCCUAGCCCAAAGUUGGAAAAACCUCAAUUGCAACAGAAAGAUGUCAAGAAACAACAGAUUGAUACUAAAAAAAACUUGAAGAAAGUGGAUGACAAUAAAAGCCGUAUGGUGCCAAAAAGUGGGAGAUCAAUGAUUAAAACGAUGGCUCCUGAAGAGGAUGCUGCUGCUGUCAAUCCAGCUAAAGCAGUCGUGCGUAAGAAGGUGACCAAGAAGAGUAGUGUGGUCCCACUUGAGGUGAAGCCAUCUGUUCGCAAAGUUUCGGAAAAAAGCCCUGCAAAAUUAUUGGAAAAAAGUCCUACAAAAAUUUUGGAAAAAAGCCCUGCAAAAAAUUCAGCUAGUCGAAAGAGAGGGAUUCUCCCUCAAGCAGAAGAAAUUUUGAGCAAAUCUGUAGAUCCUCUUAAUAUCGCAGAUAAUGUUGUGACUGUUACUUCAGAUACAGUUCAUCUGGAGUCUGAAGAUUUGCAGACUCAAUAUGAUCAUCUUGAACUUGAAAUAGAAACAGAGGCAGAAAAACCUGAAGAUAGCGGUGAAAAAGAGAUUUCUGUUGAAGCCCCUGCUCAAGAUGAUGAAGUUGUUGACAGAAUGUUGGAGUCACCAGCUAAGAUUCAGAUUCCACCUGCGCAAGAAUCACUAAUAUCACCAGCUGCCUGGGAGGAAAGCAACCUGCCAGAUGCGGCUGGUCCAAGUACUGACAGCACUGCUUCAUCUCUUCCCAAUCCUGAUACUGUGGAUUCGGGAACCAGAGUUCGUCAUUCACUCUCACAGAUGCUUCUGGAAGAAACCAGUGAACCUGACAUAAUUGAGUGGGGAAAUGCUGAACAUCCACCUUCCAUGGUUUACCAAAAAGAUGCUCCUAAAGGCUUUAAGAGACUUUUGAAGUUUGCUCGAAAGAAUAAAGAAGCUAAUGGAGGUACUUGGGCAAGUCCAUAUACAUCUGAAGGAGAGGAUGAUGGAGAUGAAUAUCGAAACCUUGGUAAGAGAAACUCAGACAAUUUGCUGAAGGUUGCACUCCACUCAAAGAACUACGCAGAAGGAUUUCUGUCUGAUUCCGAACCACAUUCUGCUCGAUCAAACACAAGCAACACCUCUGCUAGAAGUUCAAAUAAGUUUCAAGACGGCCAUGCUUCUUCGAGAGGUUCAAGAUCUUUCUUCUCUUUGUCUGCAUUCCGUGGAAAAAAUUGAGACAUAGCCUUGUGGACUUCAGGGAGACGCCUAAUUUUGGGACAAUCAUUUGUUGUGUGGUUUACUCCCCUUUGUAUGCUAAAUAUUUACCUUGUGCAGUUUAUUAAUUUGUAUCAAGCAAUGCAGUGUAAUGUUUUGAUUCAGUGGCAUUCUUUGGGGAUCUGGAUAGGUCCAGGAUGUAUAUGUAAAAUGUAGAGCAAGCAACAAUAGCGAUUCUCUAGGACAUAGAACAGUCUGUGUAGAAAUUACAUGUUUUCAGUUCAAAGUUACAGUACUAUCUAAAUAGUUUACGCCUUAUUUUCAUGCAAGGUAAUAUGUUGCAUGUUACAGGCCAUAUUCUUCAUUUCAUUAUUUUGAUUA
Molecule: messenger RNA, 3933 nt
Organism: Chenopodium quinoa (quinoa)
Lineage: Eukaryota; Viridiplantae; Streptophyta; Magnoliopsida; Caryophyllales; Amaranthaceae
Product: serine/arginine repetitive matrix protein 1-like
Exons: 9
Coding region: 433-3573 (1046 amino acids)
Source: RefSeq, a predicted model, not a curated record